CUUGUGAAAAAUCUCGGUUUACUUGAAUAGAUUAAUGCUAAUAUUUCAAGAACUGACGACGAAGAAAUGUCUGAUUUCAAUUCUCAAAUUCGGAUGAUCAAUUUAAAGCUGCUUAGGGCGCAAGUGAGUAUCAGCCGGGCGUUAUCAGGGGAUGAGCCAUAAAAGCAGCAUUAAGUAGAUAAGAAUAACUUGAUUAGUGAUGAGCGAUGGGAUGCGCUCUCCCGGGAAAGAUUAUUCGUUGACUGGUCGUGGUUCAGAAUGGAUUUCGUUUGGGUUCUUCUUGUUGCCGUUGUGAUAUCAACACAGGAUUCAGCAGCGAAAGUGAAUGAAAAUCUAACGAAAAUAACAUGGGCACACGCUGUAAAUGAUGCAGAAUACCUGACUCGAGUGCUGGACAGCGAUAUACAGUUCAUAGAAGCGGAUAUCUCGUUGGGGUUUCUGAAAGAAGAUGCGAAUCAGGAAAAUGAGAUCCCCAUUAUGGCUCAUCCUCCGGCCACAGUGUCAGACAUAUCUCUUGAAACAUUCCUAAAACGGAUUCUUCAGUACAAUCAGCAAACCGCCAAGGCGAAGGGUAUCAAGCUGGACUUUAAAUCGAUCGGAGCCUUCGAACGUUCGAUUGAUAUAAUACGUAGUAGCUAUGAUAUGGGCAAGUUCAACACAUGGAUCAACGCGGACAUCCUACCAGGUCCCGUAGACAAUACCGCCACCGUACCCGUUGAUCCUGCACGAUUCUUCGCAGCUGCCAAACGGUUAGGGAAAGCGACGCUCUCGAUCGGAUGGACCACGCGGUGGGGAGCGGAUUUCUCCGAAGGAUCAUACACUGAGCAGCAAGUUGAUGCCAUGUCCUCAGCAAUCUAUGCCAACGGUAUCGAUAAGGCAGGCAAUGCGAUAACGUUCCCUGUAAGAGCAGGUAUUGUGGCGCACAGUAUCACACGUAUGGUUCGUCUAUUUUGUACCUUAAAAGAUACCAACAAUGUAACGUUUACGAUCUGGUCAAGUGAAAAUGAUUUCGUAGACGUAGAAAGGCUUCGCGAGUUUAUCUUCACCGUAGGACUCGAUCGUACCUAUGUCGAUGUACCGGAAGCACUGCAUCGCGCCUUGAGACUGGAUGAAAAUGCGUUUGCAAACACCUGCAAGAAAACACUCGAUGCGAGAUGUUUCGAGUGAGAUGUUUCGUGAUUCGCCAAAUAAAUCCUGCUAGUAAUGAAGGCUUUAAACCACAUUUUCGUAUUUAGUAGUACCGAAGCCGAUGGCAAACG
This is a messenger RNA of Anopheles darlingi, 1259 nucleotides long. Its product is annotated as protein FAM151B. The transcript has 3 exons. The record is from RefSeq and is a predicted model, not a curated record. The coding region runs from base 259 to 1167 and encodes 302 amino acids. NCBI's taxonomy places the organism in Eukaryota, Metazoa, Arthropoda, Insecta, Diptera, Culicidae.